GCACCAGCAGAGGGCGCUGUCUGCUCAUCCAGCGAGCGGAAAAGUCCUGAGCCUGGUGUUAGCGGAGUGGCUCGGACCUGUUAGUUUGUUUUUAUUUAGUUGUUUUUGUUUACGCUUUGUGUUCUGUAAACAAGAUGGCCGGCACCGCGUUGAAGAGGCUCAUGGCUGAAUACAAACAGUUGACCCUGAACCCACCUGAAGGCAUCGUCGCAGGUCCGGCCAACGAGGAGAACUUCUUCGAAUGGGAGGCGCUGAUCAUGGGUCCAGAGGACACGUGUUUCGAAGGCGGAGUCUUCCCCGCCGUCCUCAGCUUCCCCUCAGAUUAUCCUCUCAGCCCUCCGAAGAUGAGGUUCACCUGCGACAUGUUUCACCCCAACAUCUACCCAGACGGCCGGGUGUGUAUCUCCAUCCUUCACGCUCCGGGUGACGACCCGAUGGGAUACGAGAGCAGCGCAGAGCGGUGGAGUCCGGUCCAGAGUGUGGAGAAGAUCCUGCUGUCUGUGGUCAGCAUGCUGGCAGAGCCGAAUGAUGAGAGCGGCGCGAACGUCGAUGCGUCUAAAAUGUGGCGCGAGGACAGAGACCAGUUCUACAAACUAGCUCAGAAGAUCGUUCGCAAGUCGCUGGGCCUGUAGAGAUGACGUCAUCGCGCCGCUCUGCGUGUGUGUGGCGGCGCGUCGCUCGAUUACAGACUGUGGAGCAUCAACACUGUUACCAUGGAAACCUUCAACGCACACACACGCAGAGCUACAGUUUGAUACUUCAAUGAACUGACAGAUCAGAGGCUGAUCGGAUACAGUGACAUCACCAGGAGACCCAGCAGCAGCCCGUCAUGGCCUCACUUCCUGUUUCCUCCCCUGCUGUUGGCUCAGAUUGAAGUUUCUCAGCGGGUAGUUUGCACUUUAUCUCCUCCUGGUGGUCACCGUGGUGGACUUCAGUUUGUUGGUUUUUGGUUUUUUUACGGCUGAGCUGAAGGAGUUUCUCAAAGUUUCCUUUCACAAAUAGUUGAUUGAAAACUAGAAUUUUGAGCUCUUUGUUUCCCUGAUUUCUUAUUAAUUUCUUUGUUGAGAAACUAAGAGCUUCUUUUUGUUUCUGUUUCUAGUGUCAAAUUGAUUUUAAAGCAUGUUGACCUAAACUUAAUAAAGCAGCGUUUCUGUUU
Poeciliopsis prolifica (blackstripe livebearer) is the source of this 1156-nucleotide messenger RNA. It is a transcript of the gene ube2g2, whose product is annotated as ubiquitin-conjugating enzyme E2G 2 (UBC7 homolog, yeast). The coding region runs from base 135 to 632 and encodes 165 amino acids. NCBI's taxonomy places the organism in Eukaryota, Metazoa, Chordata, Actinopteri, Cyprinodontiformes, Poeciliidae. The record is from RefSeq and is a predicted model, not a curated record. Gene Ontology annotation, cellular component: cytosol; endoplasmic reticulum. The transcript has 6 exons.